GGAACAAAGCGGAGGGGCUGGCGCGCACGCCCCCCGUGUGGCCGGCAGGUUGGGCAGCGCCCCUCCCGAAGCUUCUGGAGGAAAGACCCCAGGUGGCCCCCGACAUGCCCCAUCCCAAAGCUGGGUGCGCGGCCAUCGACCCUCGGGAGAAGUUGGGCGGCCUGGGGAGACCCCGGAGACAGGUGGCCGCGUUUGUGCAGCGGUUAUGAGCAAGGUGGCACGCGACCCAGGAGCAAAAUCCCCGAUGCCGGUUCCCUGCCGCCCAUGCCCUCUUUUCUCUGACACCUGGCCCCAAGCAGAUGCAUCACAGGAUGAAUGAAAUGAACCUGAGCCCGGUGGGGAUGGAGCAGCUGACGGCAUCCUCUGUGAGCAAUGCCUUGCCUGUCUCAGGAAGUCACCUGGGCCUGGCUGCCUCCCCCACUCACAAUGCCAUCCCUGCCCCAGGUCUGCCAGUGGCAAUUCCCAACCUCGGUCCCUCCCUUGGUUCUCUGCCUUCUGCUUUGUCUCUGAUGCUCCCUAUGGGCAUUGGCGACCGAGGAGUGAUGUGUGGAUUACCAGAAAGAAACUAUACCCUACCUCCAUCACCCUACCCUCACCUGGAGAGCAGUUACUUCAGAACCAUUCUACCUGGCAUUUUAUCCUAUUUAGCAGACCGGCCUCCUCCUCAGUAUAUCCACCCCAACUCUGUAAACGUCGAUGGUAGUACAGCAUUAUCGAUUGCCAAUAACCCUUCAGCUCUGGAUCCAUAUCAGUCUAAUGGGAACGUUGGAUUAGAAGCAGGCAUUGUUUCGAUAGACUCUCGCUCUGUGAACACACAUGGUACCCAGAGUCUUCAUCCCAGCGAUGGCCAUGAUGUGGCAUUGGACACAACAAUCACUAUGGAGAAUGUUUCCAGGGUUACCAGCCCAAUCUCUACAGAUGGGAUGGCAGAGGAGCUUACAAUGGAUGGAGUUGCAGGCGAACAUUCACAAAUCCCAAAUGACUCCAGAAGUCACGAGCCUCUGUCUGUGGAUUCUGUGAGCACCAACCUUGCAGCCGACGCUGUAGGACAUGGUGGUGUGAUGCCCAUUCAUGGGAACGGCCUGGAGCUCCCUGUGGUCAUGGAGACAGACCACAUAGCAAGCCAUGUCAACGGGAUGUCUGAUAAUGCCCUCAGUGACUCCAUCCACACCGUGGCCAUGAGCACCAACUCUGUAAGCGUGGCACUCUCUACCUCACACAAUCUCGCCUCCCUAGAAUCUGUUUCCCUCCAUGAAGUUGGCCUCAGCCUAGAACCUGUGGCGGUCUCCUCCAUCACCCAGGAGGUUGCUAUGGGGACAGGUCAUGUAGAUGUAUCUUCAGACAGUCUUUCUUUUGUACCACCUUCACUGCAAAUGGAAGACUCCAAUUCAAACAAGGAAAAUAUGGCAACCUUGUUUACAAUUUGGUGCACUCUCUGUGACAGAGCCUACCCCUCAGACUGCCCUGACCACGGACCAGUGACUUUUGUGCCAGACACCCCGAUAGAGAGCAGAGCCAGGCUUUCCCUCCCAAAGCAGCUUGUUUUCCGUCAGUCCAUUGUGGGAGCCGAAGUGGGUGUGUGGACUGGAGAAACCAUUCCUGUGCGGACUUGCUUUGGGCCCCUGAUUGGCCAGCAGAGUCACUCCAUGGAAGUAGCAGACUGGACAGACAAGGCGGUUAACCAGAUCUGGAAGAUCUACCACAACGGUGUCCUGGAAUUCUGCACCAUCACCACUGACGAGAACGAAUGUAACUGGAUGAUGUUUGUACGCAAAGCUCGGACCCGGGAAGAGCAGAAUUUGGUGGCUUAUCCUCAUGAUGGAAAAAUCUACUUCUGCACCUCCCAGGCUAUCCCUCCUGAAAACGAACUGCUUUUUUACUACAGCCGGGAUUAUGCUCAGCAGAUUGGUGUUCCUGAACACCCAGACGUGCAUCUCUGUAAUUGUGGCAAGGAGUGCAGUUCCUAUUCCGAGUUCAAAGCCCACCUGACCAGCCAUAUUCACAACCAUCUGCCAAGCCAGGGCCACAGCAGCAGCAGCCAUGGCCCGAGCCACAGCAAAGAAAGGAAGUGGAAAUGUUCCAUGUGCCCCCAGGCGUUCAUCUCACCUUCCAAACUUCAUGUCCACUUCAUGGGUCACAUGGGCAUGAAGCCCCACAAGUGUGACUUUUGUAGUAAGGCUUUCAGUGACCCCAGCAACCUGCGGACCCACCUCAAGAUCCAUACGGGUCAGAAGAACUACAGAUGCACUUUGUGUGACAAGUCCUUCACCCAGAAGGCUCACCUGGAGUCCCACAUGGUCAUCCACACGGGCGAGAAGAACCUCAAGUGUGAUUACUGUGACAAGCUGUUUCUGCGGAGACAGGACCUGAAGCAGCACGUGCUCAUCCACACGCAAGAACGCCAGAUCAAGUGUCCCAAGUGCAGUAAGCUGUUUUUGAGAACAAAUCACUUGAAGAAGCAUCUCAACUCUCAUGAAGGGAAACGGGAUUAUGUCUGUGAAAAAUGCACCAAGGCGUAUCUAACUAAAUACCAUCUCACCCGCCACCUGAAAACCUGCAAGGGGCCCACCUCCAGCUCCUCGGCACAAGAGGAGGAAGAGGAGGAUGACUCCAAUGAGGAAGACCUGGCUGACACUGUGGGGACGGAAGACUGUAGGGUUAACAGUGCUGUGUAUUCAACAGACGAGUCUCUCUCUGCUCAGAAAUAACAGGGAGAAGCAGCACAGUUUUAGAUGGAAAAUGUAAAAGCAGAGACAGCAGUUAUCCACUACAAUGGUAUUUAUAGAGAAUGGGUUCUGAUUUCUAACCGCCAGCAGUCCAGGCAGACUGAAUGGGGAUGAGGAGAGCAUGGCUGGCAGAGGGUUCUACGGCAGCCACCUGCAAGCAGCUGG
This is a messenger RNA of Chrysochloris asiatica (Cape golden mole), 2891 nucleotides long. It is a transcript of the gene PRDM4, whose product is annotated as PR domain containing 4. Gene Ontology annotation, molecular function: histone deacetylase binding; RNA polymerase II cis-regulatory region sequence-specific DNA binding; DNA-binding transcription factor activity, RNA polymerase II-specific. The transcript has 12 exons. The coding region runs from base 300 to 2708 and encodes 802 amino acids. NCBI's taxonomy places the organism in Eukaryota, Metazoa, Chordata, Mammalia, Afrosoricida, Chrysochloridae. Gene Ontology annotation, biological process: transcription by RNA polymerase II; regulation of transcription by RNA polymerase II; cell fate commitment. The record is from RefSeq and is a predicted model, not a curated record. Gene Ontology annotation, cellular component: nucleus; cytoplasm.